Molecule: messenger RNA, 3522 nt
Organism: Symbiodinium sp. CCMP2592
Lineage: Eukaryota; Dinophyceae; Suessiales; Symbiodiniaceae
Source: the annotation of a GenBank genome assembly
AUGGGAGAGUUCGCCCAGCUGGACAAGUUCCUGACACAGGAGAAGUCUAGCUCUUCAUCGUCAAGCAGCAUUCUGCCGACUCCUGUCUCGCCUGCCUGGUACGACCCAGAGGCCAAAUCCUGGUAUGGCCAGCAGGACAUUGUGGGGCUCUCCCGGAAGGACAAGCAGAGCCUUCAACCUUGCACUCUGCUUUGCCAGUAUGCCCCCACGGGCCGUUCUCGGUGCCGUCGGUGUGGGGAGGACAUCGAGAAGGGCGCGCUGAGACUGGGCUACCCGUUCCGAUGGCGGCAAUCCGAAGAUGCCUACACACUUUACCUUCACCCAGAGUGCUACGAGUCGUCGGUCUUUGGCAUCAAGGAGAAGGAGUUGCGCAGUAAAAUCUUCGGAUAUGAGGCGUUGAACAACACCGAGCGCCAGCGCCUAUGGAAGGCCAUGCGCUCCGAAGGCCGCUCUGCCAAGGCCAGCCGCGAAGGUGCAGAAGCCGCAGCAGAGUACUCGAGUGGCUCAGUGGGCAUCGUGACAAAGAACUUGCCUGAAGUCGCUGUUCCAAAGGACUUGGCCGUUCCUAUGCUGCCUUUCCAGAAAGAAGGUCUGGCAUGGAUGUGCCACCAGGAGGACUCCGAUGUGCGUGGUGGCAUUCUGGCAGAUGAAAUGGGCAUGGGCAAGACGAUCCAGGCUAUCAGCUUGUUGCUGGCUCGCCCCUUGAAGGGGCCGUGUCUCGUGGUGUGCCCCAUGGCUGCGGUGCAGCAGUGGGUGAAGGAAAUUGCCAAAUUCACCAAGAAAGGAACACUGCGGACCCUGGUCUACCACGGAUCGGAAAAGGGCAAGGUCGCCACGCAGUUCAAAAAGUGUGAUGUUGUGAUCACUACGUAUCAGACCCUCGAGUCGGAUUACCGCCGAGAAGCUCACAAGCAUCGGGUGAAAUGCAAGUACUGUGGCAAGCUCUUCAUGCCCGAGAAGCUGGCCGUGCAUCAGCGGUACUUCUGUGGGCCCAAUGCGGAGAAGACCAAGAAGCAGCAGAAGACUGCAGCCAAGAAAGCUAUGCAGAGCAUGGGCAUUGGGAACUCUUCUUCUUCAAAGGAUACCCCGCCGACCAUCACGAACAUCUAUCGCGACUUCAUGAAGCAGGCUGGGGUAGACGUGAAAGCCAAAGGCUACUGGAACGUCAUGAAAGAGACUCGAGACAGGUUGCAGGAGAAAUCAUCAUCUUCGUCCUCGUCCAAGGCCAAGACGAGCGAGGAUAGCCUCAGCCGUGAACGACUGAACCUCCUCGACAAGAAGGAGUUGACUGACCUGUGCGUGAAGAAAGGCCUGGAUUCCGCGGGGCGCAAGCCGGAGCUCGUGGAUCGUCUCAUGGACUUCGCGGUCACCGGCAUGGCGGAGGCUCCCGCCAAGAAGGCGACCCUGGCCAUGAAGCUCAUGGUGUCCGUGUCCCCCAAGGCCAAAGCCCAGGCUGCGAAGCCGGGGAGCCCGCCUGGAAAGAAGCGGCCUCUGCUGCUCCGCACAAGCGCAUGUGGAUCCUCGAAGUACCAAGGCGUCACGAAAGUGAAGGCCAGUGGCAAGUGGCAGGCCAUGUACAAGGGCCAGCGCCUGGGCAGCUUCGCGUCGGAGCUGAAGGCUGCUCAAGCGGUCCGCGAUGCGGCCGAAGAAGCGGAUAGAUCGGAGAGCAAGAAGGGAAAGGCCAAGGCUGCCAAGGGGAGUGCCGAGCCUCCGCAAAGUCGAAGCGGACUGGCGCGGACUGUGGCGCAAGGUAAGGCAAUCGCUAGUGGCAGCAAGCGCAAGCAUGACGAGAUGGAAGGGAACAACUAUGAAGGUUAUGAAACCUACGAGGGUGCGCAGCUGGACCUGAGCGAGUCUCCUCUGCACUCGAUUGAGUGGGCGCGAGUCGUGCUGGACGAGGCUCAUCGCAUCAAGGGCCGCACAAACAGCACGGCGCUCGCUGCCUAUGCACUGCAAGUGCAGAAGGGCUACAAGUGGUGCCUCACUGGAACCCCUUUGCAGAAUCGGGUUGGGGAGCUCUACUCGCUCAUCCGCUUUCUUCGUGUCCGACCCUAUGCCUUCUACUAUUGCAAGAAGCAGGGCUGCAAAUGCGAAUGCGCCUGCUUCAUGCGGGAGCGGUACUGCCCGAAUUGCGGCCACGUGCGCUUUCUGCACUACUCCAGCUUCAAGAGAGAUGUGUCCAAUCCCAUCAUCAAGUUCGGCUACAUGGGCGCAGGGAAGACAGCCUUCGGGAAGCUCCGGCAGGACAUCCUGCAGCGCUGCAUGCUCCGACGCACGAAGGAGGAAAGAAAGGCAGAUCUCAAGUUGCCACCGAUCAAGGUCAUCAUUCGGAAGGACAAGCUGUCAAAGCAGGAAAUGGAUUUCUACUCCAGCAUAUACAUGCAGUCUUGUGUCAAGUUUGACACCUUCGUGCACUCGGGCACCAUUUUGCACAACUAUGCCCACAUCUUCGAUUUGCUGACCUCCCUGCGACGAGCUGUGGAUCACCCGUACCUCAUUGUGUACGGGGGUGGGCAGGGGACGCACAAGUUGCCUGCGGGCAAGGCCUUACUGCCUGCGAAUGCAGGAAAAGUUUGUGGCCUUUGCCAGGACGACAUAGACGAGAACGAGGAGACCAUGCGAGAGGCAAAAUGCGGGCAUGUUUUUCAUGAUGAGUGCAUCCGGGCCUACAUCGCCGACGCACCAGCUCUGAAGUCCGGAGGAGUUGGAUGUCCAGUCUGCUUCACAAAGCUGACAGUCAACCUUGAGGAUGCAGACGAAGAAGGUGACGGCACGGAGGAGACGCCGAAGAAGAAGUCUCGAAAAGCUGUGUACUGCACGCCAGUGAAGACAGCCAAGCCACGCAGCUCGAGCCCCGCGGGCCCCGCACCCAAGGCCAAGGCAAAGACGGCAAAGCUGGCGCUGCCGGCGCCCGCUGAAGAGACCUCCAAGUCUGUCGCCAAGGGCGGUUUCGGGCCCGGGAGCAUCAUGAAGAAGGUGAAAGCCUCCGAGUUCCAAAGCAGUACCAAGAUCGAGGCGGUCGUAGACGAGAUCAACAAGAUGAUUCAGGGCGACAACGGCGCCAAGGGCAUCGUGUUUUCGCAAUUCGGCUCCAUGCUUGAGCUGCUGGAAUUUCGCCUGAAGCGAGCCGGCAUUACUUGCGUCAUCUUCCGAGGUGGCAUGUCUAUGCAGGCGCGGGAAGAUGCUCUGGCAGCUUUCAAUGAGGAUCCCAACAUGAAGGUCAUCCUUAUCUCCUUGAAGGCAGGAGGCGAAGGCCUCAAUCUUCAGGUGGCCAAUCAUGUCUUCCUCAUGGAUCCUUGGUGGAACCCUGCGAGUGAGAUGCAGGCCAUCCAGCGAGCACACCGCAUUGGACAGACCAAACCGGUGAAAGCUGUCAGAUUCAUCACCACGGAUACGAUCGAGGAGAAAAUCAUCAAGCUCCAGGAGAAGAAGCAGCUGGUCUUCGAUGCUUCCAUCGAUGGCUCCGCGACCUCCCUCGGAAAGCUCACAGAACAGGACCUGCGCUUCUUGUUCCAGCACUAG